ACUGUGUAAAACGUCACAUUUUGCUGUGUUAAACGUCAACACUUUAGGUUUUCUUUUGAAUGGCGCGCUUAACACAAAUCUUAAACAAACUUUUUCCAAGUUAUUAACCCCUCAUAUAUAUAUUUAUAUGUAUAUAUGGUUGUAUGUAUGUAUAAUUUCAUUCAUUAUUUAAAGGGAAAAGAAUCAUAAUAUGUAAAACAAGAUGUUUAAAAUUAAUGACGACGAUGACGACAACGACGAAUUUUGGAAGGAAUUCCCUUUGGAAUCAUUUGAAGUUGAACCUGUAUCUAAAGCUGAAAAACGUAGACGGUCACCAAUCCCUGUUGAUUGUGAACAAAAUAAGAAACUUCGUACUUUUACUGGAGACAGUGAACCCAUGCCAGAUGUUACCAUACCUACCUCACCAGAACCUUCUACAUAUGUGUCGGGCUCAAACAAAUAUCCAACAAAAGGGGCUACAUUAGCUAACUCCUUGUCACAAUCGCUCCAGCAAGCAAAUUACUCAACUCUGGGGAAUUGUUCAAAGGAAAAAAACCCAAAAUGUUCAACUGCAAAACUGCAGACAGACGUGACUGCUGAAGUAAAUUGCAAACGGACAAAGCGUAUUUUUCCAGGCCCUGCAGGAAUUCUUCCAAAGCUUGCAUCAAGCGAUCAACUUGAAGAUGUUGUCUUGAAAUUGGAUACGGCUGCUGUUAAUGAAAAAGAAAAGCAGCCUGUGACCGUAAUGACCCCCAGCCAAACCCACGAAGCCUUUAAUGAAAGUCCUUGGAAAAAACUGAUGUCAGAUCUUGGAGACGAAGCUUCUGACAUUCUAAAGAAGUUCUCCAUAAAAGAAAUUCAUCGCAAGGCAAGUAAAAAGUUGCUGUGUCAGGGGAAAGUGUUGUUGCUCUUCUCCAUUCUGGAUGCAAUUGACUUUACCAAUCUUGAUGCCAGUGUUCAUCUUCGAGAUAAGACAGGUACCAUACAAGGAACUGUUCACAGAAACUUGGUUAAAGAAUACAGAGAUUAUCUUCAACCUGGGACUGUGUUGGUGCUAAAAAAUGUUGGUGUGAUUAGUCCAACACCAAGAACACACUACUUGAACAUUACUACCAACAAUCUUGUAUCAAUAUGCAGUGUCUUAACUUCUGGGGAAGUUAACAUUCAUUGGCAGGAGAAUAGCACAAGCUAUGCUAAACUUGUUGCUAAUGCCCAGCUUGUACAGAACAUGAAGACUUCUCAAACAAGUGGUUCUCCUCUACCAAAAGGAUCUGUGAUAAACAGCCCCAAACUUCCAUCCUCUCUAAACCCUCUCAAUGGGAGUCCAUCACAUUUGCCUUUCCCUUCACAUUCCCGUGUCUCGACCCCGAAUGCUUUAGUUACCAGUACACCAAUAAACCUCCAAAGUACAAUCUGUGAUACAUCAUCAACACCAUAUCGUGUUGCUAACUUUCAAAGAAAUGCAAGUUCAACACAAAAUGCUGAGAAAGUUAGACCAAACUUGGCAGCAGCGGCAGCAACACCUGUGACUGCUGCUUCGUCUCAAAGUAGUAGUGCUGACAAGAAGGAGCUGCUCUCACAGUCUUCAAACUCACGUUGGCGUUUCAAAUCUACAAAGACACUCCCGAAAGUGCUGCCGGAACCGGUUCUUAAAAACCCUUCUGGAAAUACUAGAAAUAAUCCUUUGUUGGAUUCUGCAUUGAGUCAGCUCCGGAACUCUUCUUUCGGGAAACUUCCCGGUCCCAUGUCAUGUGACAAAAACUCAGACUAUCUUAGUGAUGAUAUUCUGUCACAAAUAUCAGAAGACAUAUUCUGA
Octopus bimaculoides (California two-spot octopus) is the source of this 1795-nucleotide messenger RNA. RefSeq lists its product as uncharacterized. Gene Ontology annotation, biological process: recombinational repair. Lineage: Eukaryota; Metazoa; Mollusca; Cephalopoda; Octopoda; Octopodidae. The record is from RefSeq and is a predicted model, not a curated record.